Molecule: messenger RNA, 692 nt
Organism: Schistosoma bovis
Lineage: Eukaryota; Metazoa; Platyhelminthes; Trematoda; Strigeidida; Schistosomatidae
Source: the annotation of a GenBank genome assembly
CGGACAUUAAGUGGCACUUCAUAGGCCGGAUUCAAUCCAAUAAAAUAAAAAAGCUUACCGGUAGUUAUUCACCUUUAUCUUACGUCUUAAGGAGUUAACAAUCUAUACAUGGUAGAAUCUGUGGACUCAAUGGACCAUGCUGAGAUUCUUAAUUUAUCAUGGGGGUUAAACCAUCAGAUCCCUCUAAACAUAAUGAUUCAGGUGAACACAAGUGAAGAGCCUCAGAAGAGUGGCAUCAAACCCACUGAAGUUAAUAAUCUGUACAAUCAAAUUGAAGCAAAAUGUCCUAACUUAAAAGUCGUUGGUCUUAUGUGCAUUGGAAAAGAAGGAGUGGAUAUCAAUUCAGGUCCAAAUCCGGACUUUGUGGUUAGUAUUUUGGUUAACUUAUAUUUCAGAAACUUGUACAAUGCAGAGAGUUACUGGCCUCUUCUUUGGGGAAAUCGCCGUUGGAUUUUGAACUAAGUAUGGGAAUGUCUCACGAUUUUGAGCAGGCUAUACGACUUGGAAGCACUAACGUCCGCAUAGGAACGGCAAUAUUUGGGCAGCGAGACUCGAAAUACGUACCCAGACAGGAUACCUCUGCAAACAAUCAAACUCCCAUUUGAUAUUCUAUCAGUUUUGUUAAAACUGUCAUUAUUUGGCUUUCAUCACUUCACGUAGCCAGUUUUUUGCAUAUUGUUGAACCCGUUUUG